This is a messenger RNA of Drosophila obscura, 2713 nucleotides long. It is a transcript of the gene mal, whose product is annotated as molybdenum cofactor sulfurase. Gene Ontology annotation, molecular function: molybdenum ion binding; pyridoxal phosphate binding; molybdenum cofactor sulfurtransferase activity. The record is from RefSeq and is a predicted model, not a curated record. The transcript has 3 exons. Gene Ontology annotation, biological process: Mo-molybdopterin cofactor biosynthetic process. Lineage: Eukaryota; Metazoa; Arthropoda; Insecta; Diptera; Drosophilidae. The coding region runs from base 243 to 2603 and encodes 786 amino acids.
AAAAUAAUUGUUAAAUAUGUAGAAAAACGGAACAGCAAUAAUAAACAACGAAAAAACAUAGGUUUUUUAUCAGUACAGACUAUGCCAACGACUGGAAAAUGAAGCAAAACUAAAUCUCACAAUGACUUGAUGCCAUAGCUAAUGUACGCACAUCGAAGGGCAUCUUCGAAUUCAAUUUGCGGCAAUUUUGUGCAAGCAAAUAAAUAUUGGUGUUAUUUGUUGUGCCACCAACAGUCCACGACAUGUCGUCAUAUCAAGCGGAAUACAGCGCCGACGAGCAGGCGGCCAUCGAUAAAGAAUUUACUAGACUUGCAAACAACAAGAGCAUUUACCUGGAUCAUGCGGGCACCACCUUGUACGCGGAGAGUCAAGUGGCAGCCGCUGCAGAGCAGCUGCAACGCGAUGUCAUCUGCAAUCCGCACACGUGCCGCCUAACCGGCGACUAUGUGGAUCAGGUGCGCUACAAAGUUCUGGAGUUCUUCAACACGAAUGAGCAGGAAUAUCAUGUGAUAUUUACGGCCAAUGCAACGGCUGCCCUGUCGCUGGUGGCGGAGAAUUUCGACUUUGGGCGUAAUGGAAACUUCCACUAUUGCCAGGAGAAUCAUACCUCAGUGCUGGGCAUGCGCGAGCGGGUCCAGGCCAGAGCCAUCUACAUGCUCAAGGAGGAGCAGAUCAGUGGCAGGGGCAUGGCAUCAGUGCCAUCAGUUAAUGGCGGCUCCACGCCGGCUGCUGCUGCCUCUGCUACUAACCUGGACAACUCCCUGGUGACCUUUUCGGCCCAGUGCAACUUCAGUGGCUACAAGAUGCCCCUCGAGGCCAUUGCUGGCAUACAGAAGCAAGGUCUGCCCCAUGGUCCGGGCAGAAGGAUUUCGGGUGCAGCAACAGAGGCAGAGUCCAGCCACAACAACAACUACUAUGUGUGCCUUGAUGCCGCCUCCUUUGUGGCGACCAAUCCCUUGGAUCUGCAACGUUAUCAGCCCGACUAUGUGUGCUUUAGCUUCUACAAGAUCUUUGGCUAUCCGACCGGAGUGGGUGCCCUGCUGGUGAGCCGUCGCGGCGCUGAGGCCUUUGGCAAGCGUCGCUUCUUUGGUGGCGGCACCAUCAACUAUGCCUAUCCCCAUGCCAUGGACCAUCAGCUGCGCGAGCUCUUCCAUCAGCGCUAUGAGGACGGAACACUGCCGUUCCUCUCGAUUGUGGGACUGCUCGAGGGCUUUCGGUCACUGGAACGCCUGGUGCCGGGUAACACCAUGGCGCGUAUAUCGCGACAUGUCCAUGGCCUGGCCCAGUACCUAGAGCAGCAGCUGCGCCAGCUCGAGCAUCCCAAUGGCCAGCCACUGAUCGAGCUGUAUAACAGAGUGGGCUAUGAGGAGCGUUCACGCCAGGGCGGCAUUGUGGCCUUCAAUGUGCGCACGGAUGCAAGCGCCUUUGUUGGCUUUGGCGAGAUUGCCUGCGUGGCGGCCCUGCAGGGCAUACUCCUGCGCACCGGCUGCUUCUGCAACAUUGGCGCCUGUCAGCGUUAUCUGCAGUUGGACGAUGCCAUGAUGGAUGCCAUUUACAAGCGUGCCGGUCGCAUUUGUGGCGACUACUUUGAUUUGAUCGAUGGCCAACCCACCGGCGCCGUACGCGUCUCCUUUGGCUACAUGACCCGACGCCAGGAUGUGGAUGAGCUGCUGAAAAUGCUGCGCCUGAGCUAUCUGGCAACCAGACCACAGCAGCGACUGCAACUGAUCGAAGAGCAGGCGAGCGAACUGCCCAAGGCACUGAAGGAGCGGGCCCAGCGGCUGCGACCGCAGCUCCUGCAGCUGGCCAUAUAUCCGGUCAAGUCGUGUGCAGCCUUCAAGAUCGUGGGUGGCGGCGCCAGCUGGCCACUGACGGCACAGGGACUGCAGUACGACAGGGAGUGGAUGAUUGUGGACAUGAACGGCAUGGCCGUCACCCAGAAGCGCUGCACCGAACUCUGCCUGAUCAAACCCCACAUACGGGCUGACCAAUUGCAGCUGCACUUUGGCGACUCGCCCGCUGCUGUCUCGCUGCCGCUUUCGCUGGCGGAUCAGGCGGAGAACUCGUCGCGUUGCCGCAGCAAAGUGUGCCGCCAGCCCGUGGAGGGUCUGGACUGCGGCGAUGAGGUGGCCCAGUGGCUGAGCGAGCAUCUCGGACUGGAGGGGCUGCGUUUGCUGCGCCAAUCGUCGCUGCGCAGCUCGUCCAACGGUGAGCAGCAACAGAAACAGCUCAGUCUGGUCAAUCAGGCGCAAUUCCUGCUGGUCAAUAGAUCCUCUGUGCGUUCGCUGCAGUUCGAAGAGUCGCUGGACGAGACGGUGGAUCGUUUUCGGGCCAAUAUCAUCAUCGACACGGGCGCCGCCUUUGAGGAGCUGUCCUACAAACAGCUGACCAUCGGCCAGGUGCAGUUCCAGGUGGAGGGGCCCUGCCAGCGUUGCGACAUGAUCUGCAUUAACCAGCGCACGGGCGAACGAUCGCCGGAGACUCUCACAACCAUUUCCCGCCUGCAGAGCGGUAAGAUGCGUUUCGGCAUCUACAUUUCAAGGAUCUCCGCGGCGAACAACAAGCAGCAACUCACCUGCGGCGAUGUCGUUGUUGUCACCUGAACACAGACACACACACACACACACAGCCCUGCCCCUCCCCUCCCCCACCGUAUGCUAUACCUUCCGCAAGUUCAAAGUGGUGGGAGGCAGGUCCAAUGCGUUUCAUGGCU